Molecule: messenger RNA, 1243 nt
Organism: Haplochromis burtoni (Burton's mouthbrooder)
Lineage: Eukaryota; Metazoa; Chordata; Actinopteri; Cichliformes; Cichlidae
Product: AN1-type zinc finger protein 5
Exons: 6
Coding region: 245-928 (227 amino acids)
Molecular function (GO): DNA binding; zinc ion binding
Source: RefSeq, a predicted model, not a curated record
GCAAACGUAACACGUAAAACUAAACAGAUGCCACUACCUCUCCUACACUGAGGACGUCAGCGGGAGCAACUAACAUCACUCCCAGACGGAGAGAGGACCGAAAAGAAACGGGCACACGCGACGAUUAAACCUAGACGGCCCUAGUUAGUCAGCUCCAAGAGAAAUCCAGGUGUUUCUGUUAGCCGACAAAACAGCGUUUCUCUGGCACGAAAAGGUCAGCUCAUCAGGUGGCAGAAAUACCGCUAUGGCCCAGGAGACCAAUCAAAGCCCAGUUCCUAUGCUCUGUGCCACUGGCUGUGGUUUUUAUGGCAACCCCAGGACUAACGGCAUGUGCUCCGUGUGCCACAAGGAGCACCUGUCACGACAGAAUAAUGGAGGAGUUGGUUCUUUGAGUGGAGUGGGCAGCAGCUCCACAGCUGAGGCUUCUGCAAUCCAGAGGUUAGAGGCCACCCUGAAUAAUGCUGCGGCUGCUGCAGUUGCUGCUGCAGAGGUGGCAGCUGAGGCCGCCGCUGCCUCUGAUGCUGCUGCUGCCACAGAGGCACUCAGUGGGAUUUCACCUGCCAUUUCUGUAACACAACAGAUGACUGAGAUGAGUCUCUCCUCUGAAGAGAAAGGAGCGUCAGGCAGUAAAGUGGAGCUCAUAGAGCCAGUUGUGAGUCAGCCAGCCAUCUCAGCCUCACAUCCCUCCACUGCUGGCAGUGAAGACUCCAAAUCCCCCGAGCCCCCCAAACCCAAGAAGAAUCGGUGCUUCAUGUGUCGUAAAAAGGUUGGCCUUACAGGUUUUGACUGUCGCUGUGGAAAUCUGUUUUGCGGAAUUCACCGUUACUCCGAUAAGCACAACUGUCCAUACGACUAUAAAGCUGAAGCUGCCGCAAAGAUCCGUAAGGAGAACCCCGUUGUAGUUGCUGAAAAGAUCCAGAGAAUAUGAAAACUGGGAGUUUGACUUUGAAGCCUGGAAGUGAUCGCCUUUCAGACAAUGGACUCUAGCCCGACUUUUCCUCCCAAAGGACUUGUUUGUUUGGUUUUUUUUUUUUUUCUCUUUUGUUACACAUCAGGGUGUUUUGGGGCCCCCUGUGCAUGGAUGUUCACGUUUUCAGCUUCUUAUUUGUGUGUGAGUUAAACACUUUAACAGGAUUUUAUUGAACUAAAGAAAUGUUGGGAUUGAAGUGAGGUGGUUUUGUGUCACAGUAACCGGCUGAUGUUGGAGAAAAAUGUGAUUACCCUUUAGAGUGAAGGGGGGAGG